GCCUUUCUCUCAGCUGUUUCCCUUCACCUCAUUCUUUCGAGCUCCAGCUACUAUGCCUCCCUCGCCCACAAGCAAAGCGCCCAAGUCUUUUGAUGAGCUCAAAGAGCUUCUCAAGGACGAUACUAUGGUCAAGGUCGCCGGCAUCGACGUCGACGGUAUCCUCCGCGGCAAGAUCAUGAGCAAGGCCAAGUUCCUCUCGGCCGUAAAGAGCGACUUCGGCUUCUGCGGGGUCGUAUACUCUUGGGAUAUGCACGACCUCACCUACAGUCGCGAGCUGCUCGUAUCCAACAAGAGCAACGGAUACCGCGACAUUCUCGGCAAGAUCGACCUGACUACGUUUCGUCGCAUUCCUUGGGAGGACAAUGUACCCUUCUUCCUCGUCUUCUUCCAGGACCAGGAGUCGGACGAGCUUCUUCCGGUCGACCCGCGCAGCCUCCUUGAUAAGGUAGCGAACAAAGCCAAGGGAAUGGGCUGGGAUUGCAUGAGCGGCGCCGAGUUUGAGUACUUCCAGUACGCCGAGACGCCGCAGUCGCUCGAGGAGAAGCGCUUCGUCGGCCUUACACCCCUCACCCCCGGCGCGCACGGUUACUCGCUCCUCCGCCCGACAUUGAACAAGGACUACUUCUACGACCUGUACAAUAUCUCGACGGCGAUGGACGUGGAAAUCGAGGGCCACCAUACCGAGACAGGCCCUGGCGUUUUCGAGACCGCCCUUGCGUACACGGAUACGCUCCGCAUGGCGGACAACGCUGUGCUUUAUAAGCUUAUCGCCAAGAGCGUUGGAAUGAAGCACAACAUUAUGCCCACGUUCAUGGCCAAGCCGUGGGAGAACGAGUCGGGAUGCUCUGGUCAUAUCCACGUCUCCCUGCGUGGCAAGGACGGCAAGAAUGUGUUCGCUGCGACUGAGGCCGAGGUCAAGGCUGGCGGUCGCAAAGACGCCUCUUUCCCCGACCUUCGAUUUGUGUCGAAGGAGGCUGAGUGGUUCCUCGCCGGCGUCCUGACGGGCCUUAGAGAUGUUAUCCCAAUGAUGUGCCCUAACAUUAACUCGUACAAGCGUCUGCUUGGCGGUGAACAGUAUUGGGCCCCAGAUACAGCUUCGUACGGGUACGACUCGCGCAUAGCAUCGAUCCGCAUCAUCUGCCCUCCCGGCGUUGGCGCGUAUGCCUCCCGCUUCGAGGUUCGCAUCCCCGGCGCGGAUAUGAACACGCACUACGCUAUGGCGGCCAUUUAUGGGCUUGGCCUCCGCGGCAUCGAAGAGAAGUUGGAGCUACCGUACGGGCCCAUUGGCUCGCCUGGCGUCACCCGCGACACGAUUGUGCACCUCCCUACGUCACUGGAGAAGGCGACUGAGGCGUUCAUGGCCAAGGAUAGUGUCGCGCGCAAGGUGUUUGGUGACUUCUACGUCGACCACUUUGGCGGCACGCGUGAGCACGAGCUCGAGCUUAACCGCCGCGCUGUGACGGACUGGGAGAUGCGUCGCUACUUUGAGCUGGCCUAGGAGCCAGUAAGGAACUAUAUUUGAGUCGUAGGCGACACCAGAAGGAUGUAUACCCGGACAUGAUAUCAAUUCCGGGCGUGGCGUUGUGUGCGAUACUAGGAUAUGCAUGUGGUUAAAGAGA
Molecule: messenger RNA, 1619 nt
Organism: Cutaneotrichosporon oleaginosum
Lineage: Eukaryota; Fungi; Basidiomycota; Tremellomycetes; Trichosporonales; Trichosporonaceae
Molecular function (GO): glutamine synthetase activity
Source: RefSeq, a predicted model, not a curated record